This is a messenger RNA of Adineta steineri, 1131 nucleotides long. NCBI's taxonomy places the organism in Eukaryota, Metazoa, Rotifera, Eurotatoria, Adinetida, Adinetidae. The record is from the annotation of a GenBank genome assembly.
AUGGUAUUACUUAUUAUACUUUACUUGAUAUUGCCUCACGCGAUUUAUAUGAGUCAUAGUUUGGUGUGUUAUUCAUGUAGCGGAGGACACACAUGUGGUACUUUAUUUUCACCAAACUCGACUCAUUAUAAAAAAGUUACUUCAAAAGAAAAUGAUCCAUUUUCUUCCUGUUCGAUAACUGUCACUCCAGAAGGUUUAACAAUUCGAGAUUUAGUACCUUCACAUACAUGUCGAAGUUCAUCAUAUCAAUUUUGUUGUAAUGAAAAUCUAUGUAAUUCUCUACCUUCUCCACCAUUGCCUGCAUUAACUUCACGUAAAUGUGCCAUUGGUAAAUGUACUAUGUCUGAUGGUAUAUGUGUUGAUGAUUUUGAUUAUGUUACUGUUCUCAGUAGCGCAACAGAAUCUUGUUCGAUUACAUAUAAUAAAGGAGUUCAUUAUAAAUCUUAUAUAAACAAUUGUCAAGCAACUGUUAAAGAUGUAUCCCAUCAUAUCAAUCAUUUGACUAGCAAACCAUCUAUCUUCUGUUGUAAUACUCCUGAAUGUAAUCAAGAAAUUUUAACUACUGUUAUCAAAGAUUCCAGUCUUCAAUGUUAUACAUGUGAUUCACGUAUAACUGGGUUGAAAGAUUGCAUGAUAUUGAAUGAAUCUAGUCCACAUGUUUAUAAAACUAAAACAUCCAGCCUUUCUGAAGCAUGUGCUACAAUUAUCGGUCGCGAAGGACAAGAUGCUGCAACAGGCAAGAAGUAUCCAAUGUUUGUUAUACGUACAUUCAUUUCAAAAUGUGUUACUAGCAAACAGCUAGGCAAAAUGUCUUAUGGUGGUGCUACUUUUGAGGGUCGUAUCGAAUGUUGCACAAGUCAUUUUUGUAAUACACGAACUUUGAAUAUAACAAAACGUCAUCGUAUAUUUUCAAAGAAGAUGCUUAUGAUCAUUGGUAUGAUUAUUGGUACACUUGCUGUUCUUGCUGGAAUAGUCAUUGGUGGUAUUCAUCUUAUGAAUAAGAAAAAGAACAAAGAUAAAUAUGGCUCAUGUGCUACGAAAGAACCUAUAGAAUUAUCAGAGUUAUCAAAACAUAAAUCUCAACGGAGUACUGCUGAUACUUAUCCAGAAGCAAGUGCUGCGCCUAGUUAA